Triticum turgidum subsp. durum (durum wheat) is the source of this 1284-nucleotide messenger RNA. The record is from the annotation of a GenBank genome assembly. NCBI's taxonomy places the organism in Eukaryota, Viridiplantae, Streptophyta, Magnoliopsida, Poales, Poaceae.
AUGGCUCGCAGCAAGGACCGCUUCGAGGACCUGCCGGACGACGUGAUCGAGCUGCUCUUGUCGUUCUUGCCCACGCGAGAUGCAAUGAGGACAUCCGUGCUCGCUCCCCGCUGGCGCACCCUAUGGAAGUCCGUGCCAGCCUUGCGCCUUGACGGUUCUCAGUUCGAGAGUGCCCAGGUUUUCAGCAAUUUCGUCAAUAAGCUGCUUGAGCACCGUGACAGAACAUCCCAUCUUCAUGAAUGCGAGAUAUUUUUUAUUUCAAAAUACUACUAUGGGAGGUUCGAUCGUGAGGACAAAAACGGUAAGGCACGCCGUGAAGUUGAAUCAUGGGUCCAGUAUGCUGUCUUGUGCCGAGUGUCGGUACUUCGAGUUCUAGACCAGGGUGCUGAUUAUUCUCGUUUGGAGCUACCCAACAGCAGUGUCAUUUCCAAGCACUUGACAAGGCUAGAGCUUUAUCAUCUGGCAUUUGACGAAAGCCGUCUAGAUCUUUUCAGCUGUGAGGUACUAGAGGUGUUAGAGAUAGAUGAUUGUUUCAUCAACAUUGGGGAUAACUUACCCAAAUCUUUACGACAUCUGAAACUCAUAGAUUCAAGACUUUAUCCCACGGAUACAGAACGGAAUUGCCUUUCCACUCCAGGUCUGCUUACCUUUCAACUAGCUGACUGUGUGGGGUGGACUCCGUUGCUUGAGAGCCUGCCAUCAUUGGUGACAUCAUUUAUCAGGAUUAGCAUGGAUUCUGAAGAUGCUUGUCAUAAUGACUACCUUGGGGAUUGUGGUGACGGGUCAUGUGACGGAUGCUAUGGUGAAGAUGAUCAUUGUCUACUUCUUCAAGGUUUGGCAGGCGCUACGAAUUUAGAGCUGAUAAGUGAAUAUUCUAUGAUUUUCAGAAAGGACUUGAGAUGGAACCCUAUGUUUAGCAAGCUAAAAACUGUGUUGUUCAAUGAUUGGUGUCUGACUGCAAACUUCGCUGGACUACUUUACUUUCUUCAGCACACACCAAUUCUAGAAAAGCUUACCCUUCAACUUCCAUCUCGCGAGUAUUUGGACAUCGUAUCAAGUGGAAGCUACAACCCAGCAGAAUAUUUCUUGGUGUCGAAGCAUCCGAAGGGUUCAGUUUCGAGCAGCCGAGGUAGAUCAGAUGGUCUACUAUUCCUGGUUAUUCAAGCUUUGGUGUCCCUGAAUCAAUGUUGGCAGCAUAGGCUUUCUAUGUUUUGUCUACCUGGAUCGUGCGCAUGUCCUGUUCCAUUCAUAUGCAGGAUGAACUCCCGUCGAGACGCAGUUUGA